AUGAUUCUUCGGUCGGUGACGGCGCUGACCCGGCUGAGAAGGGUUCUGCUUCGGUUGACGACGUCUUUCGAGUUGAAAGAGCCACUUUUGAGGCCGAAAAAGUCUCUGAUCCAAUUCGUAACGCUACUCUUCCAAUUGAAAAUGUUCUUGUUCUUGCCGAGGAGGUUGUUGCUACAACGGUCGAGAAAGCUGCUGCUAUUGCUUGUUGCUGCUCCACUGGGUGGAGUCUCUGUCCUAGUCAAGGAUGCUGCUGUUCCAAUAGAAGAUAUCCCUGUCCCUGUCGAAAUGAUCGCUACUGCUACUGAGAGCGCCGGUGCUCUAUGGGAUGAGACUGCUGCAAUUAUGGAGGAUGCUUCCGCUUCGAUUGCGAUCAAUGCCAAUUCGGUUAAUGAGAUCGCCACUAAUGAUGGUGGGCCCCUUGUAGCGGCUGUAGCAGCAGCAGAGGUGUCUGCUCUUGUCGAGGAUAAUGAUGUCCCAAUUGAUGUCACUGCUGCUCUAAUUGAGAAUACCGUUGUCCCAGCUGAGAGAUCAGUUGUUUCAGUCCAGGAUGCUGUUGCUCUAAAUGAGGACGGUGCGCCAUCCGAUAAUAUCUCCGAUUUCGAAGCGGACAUUAUAGCCCCAGCUGAGGACGCUACUGCAUCAGCUGAAGACAAUGGCGUCCAGCUGGAGAGUAUUGUUGCACCAGUUGAAGAUGUUGCUGUUCCAAUCGAGGAUGAGCAGCCUGGCAAAGAUUAA
This is a messenger RNA of Gamsiella multidivaricata, 735 nucleotides long. RefSeq lists its product as uncharacterized. NCBI's taxonomy places the organism in Eukaryota, Fungi, Mortierellomycota, Mortierellomycetes, Mortierellales, Mortierellaceae. The record is from RefSeq and is a predicted model, not a curated record. The coding region runs from base 1 to 735 and encodes 244 amino acids. The transcript has a single exon.